AGCCAUCAGGACCCAGGCUUUUCUUAGUUGGUGCCUGAUACUCCUGCUCUCUUGAACAUCUGCCAUGCCUCAGAAACAAAAGAGAAAGUGUCCCGCUCCUAAGAAACACUGCCCAGGCCAAGGGAAUACACUGCUCAUGCAGGAAGCUCAGGCUCCUAACAAAAAAUGCCCUGGCCAAAGGAAGACCCAGGUCCUGCAGGAAGCUCCUGCUCCUAAGAAAAAGUGCCCAGGACAAGGGAAGACCCAGGCCCUCCAGAAAGGUCCUGCUCCUAAGAAAAAGUGCCGAGGGCAAGGGAAGACCCAGGCCCUCCAGAAAGGUCCUGCUCCUAAGAAAAAGUGCCCAGGGCGAGGGAAGACCCAGGCCCUCCAGAAAGGUCCUGCUCCUAAGAAAAAGUGCCGAGGGCAAGGGAAGACCGGGGUCCUCCAGGAAGCUCCUGCUCCAAAGAAAAAGUGCCCAGGGCAAGGGAAGACCCAGGCCCUCCAGAAAGGUCCUGCUCCUAAGAAAAAGUGCCCAGGACAAGGGAAGACCGGGGUCCUCCAGGAAGCUCCUGCUCCUAAGAAAAAGUGCCCAGGGCGAGGGAAGACCCAGGCCCUCCAGAAAGCUCCUGCUCCUAAGAAAAAGUGCCCAGGGCGAGGGAAGACCCAGGCCCUCCAGAAAGGUCCUGCUCCUAAGAAAAAGUGCCGAGGGCAAGGGAAGACUCAGGCCCUCCAGAAAGCUCCUGCUCCUAAGAAAAAGUGCCAAGGGCAAGGGAAGACCCAGGCCCUCCAGAAAGGUCCUGCUCCUAAGAAAAAGUGCCGAGGGCAAGGGAAGACCCGGGUACUCCAGGAAGCUCCUGCUCCUAAGAAAAAGUGCCGAGGGAAAGGGAAGACCCGGGUCCUCCAGGAAGCUCCUGCUCCUAAGAAACAGGGCCUGGACCAAGGGAAGACCCCAGUCCAGGAAGCUCCUGCUCCUAAGAAACACUGCCCUGGCAAAAGGAAGACCUUGGUCCUCCAGGAAGCUCCUGCUCUAAAGAAACAAUGCCUAGGACAAGGGAAGACCCAUGUUCUCCAGGAAGCACCAGCUAAUAAGAAAAACUGCCAAGGGCAAAGGAAGACCCCAGUCCUCCAGAAAGCUCCAGCUUCUAAGAAACACUGGCCAGAUCAAGCGAAGACCCAGGUCCUCCAGGAAGCUCUGGCUCCUAAGAAACACUGGCCAGAUCAAGAGAAGACCCAGGUCCUCCAGGAAGCUCCAGCUCAUAAGAAACAGGGUCUGGACCAAGGGAAGACCCCAGUCCAGGAAGCUCCUGCUCCUAAGAAACACCGCGUUGGCAAAAGGAAGACCUUGGUCCUCCAAGAAGCUCCUGCUCUAAAGAAACAAUGCCUAGGACAAGAGAAGACCGAGGUCUUCCAGGAAGCGCCAGCUAAUAAGAAAAACUGCCAAGGGCAAAGGUACACCCCAGUCCUCCAGGAAGCUCUGGCUCCUAAGAAACACUGGCCAGAUCAAGUGAAGACCCAGGUCCUCCAGGAAGCUCCGGCUCCUAAGAAACACUGGCCAGAUCAAGGGAAGACCCAUGUCAUCCAGGAAACUCAGGCUCUUGCUACAAAGAAGAAAAUAUUUCUGUCUUCCUGUUCUCCUUUGGUGGUUACCCCUGGCACAGAUUCUGCUUCUCAGUCACCAAGUCCUCUAGAGGGCUCUGAGAGAGCAGUUUCUACUGCUAUAGCAAUAGAUAAGUCAAACCCAAGAUCAAAUGAAGGAACCAAAUGCAAAUGUAAGAAAAAGCAUCUUUCUUCUAAGGCUCCCUCCUCCACCAUACAGUCUCCCAAAGAUGCUCUAACCAAAACAGCCAGCAGAUUGGUGAACUACAUCAUUGAAAUGCACAAGAUGCAAAACCCUAUUAAGAAAAAUGAUAUGUUGAAGAUGGUCAAGAGAAAGUACAAGAAAUGCUUCCCAGAGCUCCUGGUAAGAGCUGCUUUUAACAUAGAGGUGGUAUUUGGCAUGGAAUUAAAGGAAGUUGAUUGCACCAAGCACUGUUAUUCUCUUGUCAGCAAAAUGAAUCUCCCCUACAACGGGAUGCUGAAACGUGGCAGGGGAUUUCCCAAGACCGGUCUCCUAAUGAAUCUUCUUGGAGUGAUCUUCAUGAAGGGCAACUCCAUCACUGAGGAGGAGAUCUGGAAAUUUCUGAAUAAGAUGAGAAUAUAUGCUGGGAAGAAACACUUCCUUUUUGGGGAGCCGAAAAAGCUCAUCACAAUAGAUCUAGUGAAGCUGAAAUAUCUGGAGUAUCGCCAGGUGCCUGACAGUGAUCCUCCCCAGUAUGAAUUCCUGUGGGGUCCCAGAGCCUAUGCAGAGACCAGCAAGAUGAAAGUCUUGGAGUUUUGGGCCAAGAUCAAUGAUAUUACACCUACUGCAUUCCAGUCCAAAUAUGAAGAGGCUUUAAAAGAUGAAGAAGAGAAAGCUGAUCCCAUAAUUAUACCCAGUGAGAGCAGUAAAGACACAAAGAAAAAAUGUUCUAUUCCAGGGGUAGAAAUUCUUCCCACCAUUAUUGAAGUUGACGAAGAAGAAGAUUCUUAGCUUUGUAACUGAAGAAAGUACACGGUGUUCCUGGCAGUGAAGGGUGGCCGCAUCUAGAGGGAACACAGUGGAACAUUCUUCUGUGUUCCUGUUUCAC
Fukomys damarensis (Damara mole-rat) is the source of this 2645-nucleotide messenger RNA. Its product is annotated as axoneme-associated protein mst101(2). The record is from RefSeq and is a predicted model, not a curated record. NCBI's taxonomy places the organism in Eukaryota, Metazoa, Chordata, Mammalia, Rodentia, Bathyergidae. The coding region runs from base 65 to 2548 and encodes 827 amino acids. The transcript is spliced from 2 exons. Gene Ontology annotation, biological process: negative regulation of transcription by RNA polymerase II. Gene Ontology annotation, cellular component: nucleus.